Molecule: messenger RNA, 1812 nt
Organism: Symbiodinium sp. CCMP2592
Lineage: Eukaryota; Dinophyceae; Suessiales; Symbiodiniaceae
Source: the annotation of a GenBank genome assembly
AUGGACGCGGACAACAUUCACUUCGCGCCGGCAAAAGAGGCCACGGAGCAGAUGGUGCUCCGCGAGCUUCAUGAGCAUGUGUGUGUUGGCCCUAUGCCACUUGGUGCUGUCAACGUCGUGAAUCUUCCUAUCCGCGAGCCGCUCGUACAUGACAAGGUUCUCAUCGCCAACCCAGCUCAUGACGGCGUCUUCAACAACAAAGCUUGGAGUGAUCUUCCUGCUAUCAUGAAGCUGAAGGGCAAUCCCAGUUUUGACUACAAGACGCAGUACUUCAUUCAGGAGCAGUCCAACGGCAACUACACGAUUAUCAAGCAUCUCUACGAAAUUGCUUGGGGUCAAGGAAACAAGGUGGUGGAACGGAAAGCUUUGCAGUGGAUGUUGGAGCAAACAGGCGGUUUGCAAUUCAGGCAGUUCUCACUUUCGACAGAGAAGAAAAGGCCUGUAGCAUCAUCUGCUAUGGGCGCAACCUCUACCGAAUAUGACCAAGAUGCGGGAUGGGACUUUAUUUUGGAACACGGAGAGCGUGACAGAAGUCAGUUGAAGCAGCUCCGAUGGAUUCACAAGAACAUCAACAGAGACGGCUCCCCCAUUCGUGGUUGGUCUGAAAAGCUUGUGCAGAAGGCAUUGGACUCCCUGGCAAAUGACAACUGUCUAGCGAAACUCAUCACAAGAUACGACCUUACCGCGCAGGACCUUCACCCGACUUUUGUGGAGAAUAUCUUUCAAGACGCAGUUGGCUUCCUGCUGGACCACAGCUUCUGGCUAAUGGGAGAGCCUGGGGUUGGGAAAACCCCCUUGGCUCGGAUCAUUGCCACGUUGUUUAGCAGAUAUCAUGGAGGAGACGGAAAGUUCCGCACAGCAGAAGACUUUGAUUUCUUCCGCGGCUUGCACUUUGGUAAGUCUACUCCUGCUCUGUACGACGACGGAGAUGCAUUUUCUGAUGUCGGCAACAACGAGGGCAUCCUUAAAGAGAGAUGGACAGCCGCAAAGUUCGUGCAAGGCCAACUCCGUGCCAUCAUCGACAACUCCUAUGCCAACCUGGAGGUUGCCAACCCAGAGGCCACUUCCAUCUCUCACGAUGAGUUCGUGAAAAUGAUCGGGCCCGCCAUAGGCCACAUUCCCAGCGCCGACACCAGAGCCAUUCUCAAACGCAGCGUCUUCAUCGUCUUCGCCAAGGGUUGCAUCUACUAUCGUCCACCUUCACAGGAUGUUCUGCCCGUCAUGAGAAUGAAGUGGGUCCUCAAGGAUAUACUGGUGGAUGAUUGCAAGCCUCGCUUCAACAAUUACAAGAAGAAUGGUCCACCCCCAUAUGACUUUGACGCCCGCGUUGUCACAGAAAAAGCUUGGCUCGAUGAAGCUCUUCGCGUUCAUUCCAAAAAGCACACCUUGCAGAGGCACUACAGCAACAUUCUUCCGGAGACUGUCAUCAAGAUGGAAGCUUCUGAGUUCGAGGAAAACCAUGCAGGUUUGGCAAACAUGUGUAAUGGAGAGGCUCUGGAUGUGGAAGCGGACAGCCCGCCCCCGCGACCAGUUGCUGCACCAAUGACGCCGGAACGUAAAAUCAAACAGGAAAAGUUUGAGCAGGAUUACGCUACCUUCCUCCUGAAGAGCCACGCUUGGAGCAAAUCUCUUGGUGUCAACACUACCAUCGAGUUGUCGCCCUCGCAAUCCGAUCGUGCAGCUGCCUCUUCGCCAUCGCAGAACCAGAUUCCACAUCCGGCUAUGAGCGAUUCUGAUCAGAUGGAUGUUGCUACCUCGCCUUCAGAGUCUCACAUCUUUGACUUCGGUGACCAAGUGGAUGAUGCAGCGUAG